AUGGAUCCAUAUAGUCAAGAUUCAAGUUUUGUAGACCUGUUAACUAGUCAAACCACAUACAACACUCUUGAAACCAAUUCGUAUGCUGAGGAUCCAAGCCUAGGUGAAGGUGGACCUAAGGAGCGUAGAGAAAGAAGGAAGUGGUCUCACACAGAAGACGUGUUGCUCAUCAGUGCUUGGCUGAACACUAGCAAGGAUGCAGUUACUUCGAAUCAGCAAAAAGGCAAUACUUUUUGGCAUCGCAUUGCAGAUUAUUAUGCCAAGAGUCCUAAGCUAGCCGGUACAGAUAAGAGAGAGCCCCUUCACUAUAAGGGAAGGUGGCAGAAGAUCAACGAUCAUGUUAGCAAGUUUGUUGGGAGCUAUCAUGCGGCAACAAAAGAGAGGUCAAGUGGCCAGAGUGAAGAUGAUGUCAUGAAAAUGGCUUACCAAAUAUUCGCCAACGAUUACAAGAUGAAGUUCACUCUUGAGCAUGCUUGGAGGGAGCUUCGCCAUGAGCAGAAAUGGUGUCUCUCUUAUGCCACAAAAGAUAAUGGAUCAUCAAAGAGAAGAAAGAUUGAUGAUCAGACUUCAAACUCCGGGCCAGUUAUGGAUGCUGAGGAGGAUCAAGCUCAACCUCCUGGAAUUAAGGCAGCAAAGGGCAAAGGUAAAAGGCAUGUGAGCAAACCAACAUCUAGUCAAGCAAUUGUUGCUUCUAGUGAGGGGUUUGAGAGCAUGUGGGAUAUAAGGCAAAAGGACUUUGCUUUGAAAGAGAAGCAAAGCUUGCGUAAAGAGAAGAUUGUCAAGCAUAUGCUUGACAGUCUACUCGCAAAAACAGAGCCACUUACUGAACAAGAAAUGGCUUUGAAGAAUAAGUUAAUUAGUGACAUGUUGGAGAUCUAG
This is a messenger RNA of Camelina sativa (false flax), 879 nucleotides long. The record is from RefSeq and is a predicted model, not a curated record. Lineage: Eukaryota; Viridiplantae; Streptophyta; Magnoliopsida; Brassicales; Brassicaceae.